AUGUUACCGAAAAAGAAACGUUGGAUGGCUGAUGUUCAUCCUUCUCCGUCAAAUCUAGUUUCCUUGCCAACAACACUGACAACUGUAUCGAAUAAUGAUACUUCAAAAAAGAUAUGCUGUGAUACACCUAUACAAACAAUGAAUACAAAUACAAAUUCACGAUCCUUGCCAAUUCCGAUUUCAUCACCUCAACUAUCAUCGGGUAAAAGUUUACAAGGUGGAAAUUUAAUGUCUUCUUCAGAUCUGUAUAGUAUAGCUGUCUUACAGCAGCAACAACAACAGCAGCAACAACAACAACAGAGCCAACAACAACAACAACGGCAAACACACCAUCCCCAACAGCAACAGACCUUUAACAAUCGGUCAGGAUCUAAUACCUCUGAACAUAGUCAUGGGGAUAAAUCUCAGACAAUGACGUCUAGACAGUCUAGUCAUUCUAUGAAAUCUACACCAUCUGGACGUCGAAAUGAUGUCAAUUCUAAUCUGAUUACAACAAUAUCUCAAUAUCCUACGGAAUUAUUACAACAACAACCUGGAUUAUUGUUACAAGUAUUACCACAAGAAUAUUUAGUGAAUUAUGCACAAAAUUUAGCUAAAUUGAAUGCUAAUAAAAAUUCUAGCGAAUCAGUGCAUACCUCAGUAAAUGAAUGUUCUGUGCCAUCGAAAAUGAAUAAGAUGGAGAAUACUUCACUGGCAAAUAUUGCUUAUUCCCAGGGUUUAUUACAUCAAUCUGAUACUCAGGGACGUCAAACGCAUAUAUCUACGCAUACAAAUAUGUCAAAUCCAUCACUCAGGAUUAAAUGUUCCGAAAAUUCUAAAAUUCAACGAACACCACCACCACCACCACAGACUCUCAGGUCUAGUCCUAUGCAUAAUUCACCAGUAUUUCAAUAUCCAGCACCAACAAAUUCCCAAAGAUUUUCUCCACCACCACAUCCGCCACCACCGCCUCCUCCUCCUCCUGCACCUUCUCAAACAACAUCACAUCCACCUCCUCGUCGUUUAAGUGGUUCUGGUGAUCAGGUGAGGAAUAAUACGAAACCAAUGACACAAAGUCACCAUCUACCCACUGGUUUCGAUUUAUCCUCAAUCUCAGCUGUUGCUAGAGCCGCCAGUAUGUUAUCUCCAUCACAACUUGAAGCUGCAGCUGCUUUGUUAUCACAAUGGGAUAAUGCUAAUCACCUGUCAUUAUUAGCUAAUAAUCCUUCAUACAGGAAUUUAUGUAAUAUUGCUGAAUUAUCCGGAAACAAUAAACAAUUAGCUAACAACUCUAGUGUUAGCUAUGCUUCAUCGAUUCCCUCUGAAACAAAUCCUGUUUCUAGUAGUUGUUAUAUGGACAAUCCUAUUCAAGGUGUAAACAGAUCUGGUAUGACAACGGAGGCUAAAACUCGAAGAGUCAGUGAUAUAUCAUUCGUCAAUCCUAAAACUGUUCCAUCAGUUUCAAUCGGAACAAUGUCUGAUUUAAGAUAUCCUAAUAUGAAAAGUAGUCCUCUGCCGAGAUCAAUGGAGUCAACGAAUCGUUUAAAUUCACGUUCAUCAACUCCAGUCAAUGAAUUGCAUAAAUCUGAGCAUAUUUGUUGUCCACCAUGGAUAACAGGUGGUACUGGAAGUGGGACUGGGAGUGGGAGUGGUGGCGGCGGGGCUGGUGGUGGUAGUGCUAGUGAUCAAAGAACUUAUCCAACUGACUCUUCUCAUCCAAGUAAACCACAAUCAUCGAAUCCACGUGAUCAUCAGACAGUUGAAUUGGCUGAUUCAAGACUUGCUAUCUUACACGAUGCUAAACUAGCCUCACUGAGUGUAGAUUGGCCAUCGUGUACAAUGAGUCAAAAUAAUAUACCAAUGAGUAGUAAGGCAAAUCGUAUUCGAUCAUCAUCAUCAAGUUCAUUUUCAUCGACAGCAUGUCAAGCAGUUUCUCUAUCCAGUACACCUGAAUCGCCAUUUUCUCUGGUGAAUCAUCAGUUAAAUAAUACAAAAACAAUUGAAAGAAAAUAUAGUACGUCUAGUUCAUCCCCAUUGUCUGUUUCAUCAUUUCUUCCAUCUGAAUCGGUGAAUAAAACUCCAAUAUCUGGCCAAUGUAGUCCUAAUGUUGUCCCAAUGAAUUUCAAUUUUAAAGGACCUAAUCCCCAUAUUCAAACAUCGAUUUCCUCAUCGUCAUCAUCAUCAUCGCCUGUGUCUGUGUCAUCAACAUCAUCAUCGGCAUCAUCCUCUUGCUGUCAGACAAUCAAACCUCCAUCUCCAGUCAUUGGAAGUGGGCAUAAAAUUCCCAAUUCUACACAACAGUCUCAAUUCAUAAUACAUUCUGGAGAAGAAAAUUCCCCGAUUACUACUACUUAUUCCCAGUCCUCGAAUUCCUUUUUCCCUAUGAAUACAAAUUCUACAGCUUCUAUGAAUAAUAAUAAUGCCAUUGAAAUAGUAUCCAGUAAAGUAGAAAAUGAUCGAUCUAACAUUAAUUGGUCAGGAGGUAAAAGGUCGUCUAUUCAUCAAUCAGAAGCAAAUAAAAGACAGCCUACAGUAGUGGUGAGCUCUCCAAGUGUACCACCACCAUCAACUACUACACCGACACAGCUUAAACAAGAUUCUACAAAGAAUAAAAUCAAUGAUAAUAAUUCAUUAGAUCAAAGAACUCAAAAUACUUCAAUGCCACUGAAAAAACGGCUUAUUCAACGGUAUGAAGCUGAUCGUGAUGAUAAUCCUAAAGUUCAGAGUAGUAGACCACCAUCAUCGUAUUCAGAUGAUAUGAAAGCUAAUCAAUAUUUAUGCGAAAACCGGUUGACAACGAAAGAGAAUGUAGAGAAAAUUGACUACUGUUCUGAGAGAAAAUUUAAACAAAAGAAACGCUCUAAAUAUGGAACAACUACUGGAGGAAUUUUAGGCUUACGAAAUGAUGAUGCCGAUGGUGAUGAAAGUAAACCGACAAAAAUCACUACAACAAAAUCUUCAUUGAAUAAUAAUAAUAAUAGUUUAAAAAAAUCUGCUCCAAAAAUUUCACGUCGAUCUAAUAAACAAUUACCACCAUUAUGUGAGGGUGAUACUGCUGCCGCUGCGGCUGCCGCUGGUGUUGCUGAUGAUCAUGUGGAUGAUGUGGACGAUGAUGAUGUUGAGGAUGACGAUGAUGAUGCCGAUGAUGAUGAGGAUGGUGUCGGUGAUGAUGAUGAUGAUGAUGACGAAUCACAUAUGAAUGUAAAGCUGAAUUCUCUUCAACCGGCGGAAUAUGAUCAUCCUGGUAAAGGAAAACUUUGUAAAGACAGGAGAAAAACUGAAAGACGAUCAAGAAAGCAUAGUCCUGGUGUAAAUAGUAAUUCUAGUCUAUCGCAUACAUCAUUACGUAAUGAUGCAUCAAGAAGUGGUACUACUACUACUACUAGUAGUGGGGCUGGGGGUGGUGCUAUGUUGAAAAAAAGACGAUUGGCUGCUGUCAAUGGGAAUCUAAUGAUGAUGGCUACUACACAUGCUCAACGAAGUACUAGUUCAGGAAGUAAUAGCAGUAGUGGUCGUAGUCGCAGUCGUAGUAGAAGUAGUUCUAGUUUACGCAGUGUUGAAGGUGGUACUGUUGCUGCUGGUGGUUGCGGUGGUGCCGGUGCUGGUGAUUGCAGUGAUAAUGAUGCCUGUCGACAUUCUUCUUCAAGUUGUUCAUCAACAAUUCAAUCGAAAAGUUCAACAGAUCGACAAUUAUCAUCCUAUUCUCGAAUGUCAUCGUCGUAUAAAUCUAAUCUAAAGGAUAUGAUGACUGUGAAUUCAUGUAAUCAUUUAAUGACUCCAGAUGGAUCACCUGGUACACAUUCUUCUAUGGAUAGUAUUAAUGGUGGAGGGUCAAGAAAACCAAAAAGAACAGCUGCAUUAGCAGCAUCUAUGGCAACAGCUGUUUCUACAGUGAAAAAACCUCGUCUAUCAUCAUCAUCAUCGUCGUCAAAGCAUCGUAGUAAUUUAAGUGAUGCCGGCAAAGUGAAAAAUCGAUGUAAAAAUAAUCAUAACCAUAAUGAGGAUGAGGAUGAUAUUGAUGAUGACUCGUCUUCACAUUGUUGUAUAGAUCUUAAAGAUGAACCAAAUGAUCAAGAUGAUGUUAUCUCUAUACUUAGUGGAAAUUCUUGUGAAAAUCAUCCUAUACCUAAUGAACUUUCAGCUGCAUUAGCUGAAGAGAAUUUACAAUUUGAAGAACUUGCUAAACAACUUCCUGGUCCUCCUGAUUUAAAUCGUACAGCCAAUAAAUCGUUACAUUCCACGCAUUCAUUGAAUUUUUACAAACGCAGUCAACGUGUUUUUGUCCAAUUGAUUAGUUGUAGUGAUGUUGGCUUAAAACAAGUACCAAAAUGUCGUGCUUGUCGUCAUGCUCGGGUUACCUAUCAUCAACAAAAUUCACCAUCAAAUUUUAUCAAUGGUGUAGAUGACUCCGAGGAUCAUCACUAUUCAUCAGAGAAUAAACAUUCUUUAUUCAACAAUAAUAAUGAUGCUGAUGAGGUCAAUUUAAAGAAAAAUCGACUGAAGGAGAGUACAACUGAAAAGUUGAAAGAUAAACGCAGUGUUACACACUCUUCAUCACCACCUGUAUCUGUAUUUUGUCGAUUUUGGGGUUUUAGAAAAUUAUGUUACAAUAAUCGUGGUGUAUUAAAAAUAGCAGAUUUUUGUCGAUCUACUGAAUCGGAUGCUUUAGAACGUUCUCUAUGGGAGAUGUAUCAUCCAGUUUCACCUUUUCUAAGCGCAUAUGCUGCCCGCUAUAUUGUGGAAUGUGCUGGAGGUCUUUUCUGUCGUCUACUUCAUCAAGAGUUGACAUCGCUAAAUGGUAAUAAUUCCAAUCAUAUAGAAUUUCAAAAAAUCACCUCAUUGUCUGGUAGAAAUGGAAAAUCGAAUUCAAAUAGUGUUAAUAAAAAUGAUAACAAUAAUGAAGGUGGUGUUGGUGAUAAUACUAACUUGAUUGCAUGGAAAAAACCUGUCAAAGGAGUACGUGAAAUGUGUGAUGUUUGUGAUACAACAAUGUUUAAUACACAUUGGGUUUGUGCCAAAUGUGGUUAUUCUGUUUGUACAGAUUGUUUAGAUGAAUCUAAACUAACCAACAAUUCAUCAGUUAAUUCAGAUAGAAAAAUCAAUGAAAAUGGUACAGUUGUGGAGAAAAGCAAAUCAAAGCAUUCACGAGGUCGUGGUGGUGGUCCACACGGUUGGGCAUCAUGUACUACAACACGUCAACAUCAUGAUCCAAAUCGACUUUUGCUGACAUCUUUACUGCCUUCUGGUAUUAUAGGCAGAUUGAUUCAUCGAUUACAUCGUAUUGCUAAUUAUCAUCAAAUCAAUAUAGGCUGUCAUUGUUCUGCUGCUUCUUCUUCGUCAGCAUCGUCAGCAGCAUCAACAGCAUCAUCAGAGAGUAAUGGGGAUGUGUCGUUGAAAUCGACUAAAACACUGGAUGUUGUUCGAGAUGGUGUUGAUAGAAAUUCACUCGAUUUGUUAGCUGAUAUAGCCUUGAAAACAGAUGAGUCAAAUACUACUACGACACAACGAUGCGGCGGCAUCAAUAGACGACAACUCCCACUACCGCUGUGA
Molecule: messenger RNA, 5529 nt
Organism: Trichobilharzia szidati
Lineage: Eukaryota; Metazoa; Platyhelminthes; Trematoda; Strigeidida; Schistosomatidae
Source: the annotation of a GenBank genome assembly